AUGGCAGCUGUAAAGAAGAGCGAUAAACAGCUUGGUGGUCUCGAUACGCUGUUUCUCAAGGUGGAGCACCCUCGUCGCUUGAUGACUGUCACCUCCAUUUGGACAUUUAAGCAACGUCUGGACCAAAAACAAGUGUACAAAAUGCUUGAAAAACUAUGUGAAGAAUACCCAAGAUUUGCAAGGACACCCGCCCAUGAAGGCUUCUUUAGAUCUGCUUCUUGGGUAGAACCUGUUGGCUGGCAGUUUCAAGAUAACAUUGUGACACACACCUUGGAGGAACCCACUAAAAAAGCACUUCAGAAAUACUGCGCUGAACAGGUUGUUACACCAUUUGACUACACUAAACCUCUUUGGGAGCUCCAUGCCAUAUCUGGACUGGAAGAUGAUCGAUACGCAUUUUUCUGGAAAGCACAUCACGCAUUGGCAGAUGGUGAAGGGUUCAUCAGGAGUCUGUUGAGUACAACUUCCCUUGGCGCAACACUCAAAAAAUUGGAAGAGCAGUCUAUAGUGUCCCAUCGUCGCAAGAAGGAGAAAACCAGCAUCACCAAAAAUGAUACCAACAAACCAGAAUCCAUUUGGCAAAAGUUACCUGCAAACAUUUCCGCUGUCCUGAGCUUUAUUUGGCUCAUCCUGUACCAAAUCUAUGUCUAUAGUGUUGUCACUAUCCACGAUUUAUACUGCAUCAUGUUGUGUAUGCUGCCUGUUACUCGCAAAGAUUUGUACUAUAGGGGUUUGCAAUCGCAUGAAAAAGAAAUGGCCUGGUCGGAUGAUGUGAGUAUCAAGGAUAUCAAGAUUGUUCGUGAAGCUUUUGGCGGAACUCUGAAUGAUGUGAUGUUGGUGGUUAUCACAAGAUGCUUGAAGAGCUAUUUGGAGAGUAUUGGCAAGAGAGAUGACAACUAUAUUAGCUUUAUCAUUCCUGUUUCUUUACGUAAACCUAGUGAUUGGAGCUUCCAAAACGUCGUUAGUGGAUCAUGGGGCUUCUUUUCGAUGAAAGAUCUCGACACAAGAAAUCUUUUAAAGCAAGUGCAAACCGAGAUGUUGGCUAUCAAAAAUUCUUAUGGUCCACGUAUGUUGUAUGAGACAUGGCAAUGGUUCCUUAGUCAUGCUCCUGGGCUCUGUCCACCUAUGAGUGUAUAUAACCAUGUGUGUGAUAUUCCUCAUGGUGUCUUUACAAAUGUGCCUGGUCCAACUGUGCCGAUUCAAUUUGCUGGUGAAGAAAUUCAAGAAUAUCGCACAUUCCCUCCUCAAAGCGGGAAAGGUUCCAUCGGCAUGGCUCUUAUAUCUUACUCUGGCAAAAUCAGUGUUGGUGCUAUUGCAGACAUUCAUCCUGAUUAUCCUCAAGUGGCCAACGGCGUCUGCAGUCGUUUUGCAGAGGAGUUCCAGCUUAUUCUUGACGAAGCAAAAAUGGAAAUUUCUAAAAAGAAUGCGAACUUGACCCUGCGCGAAAAGAAAGACAAAUAA
This is a messenger RNA of Mucor velutinosus, 1461 nucleotides long. RefSeq lists its product as uncharacterized. The transcript is spliced from 3 exons. Gene Ontology annotation, biological process: triglyceride biosynthetic process. Bases 1 to 1461 code for a protein of 486 amino acids. Gene Ontology annotation, cellular component: plasma membrane. Gene Ontology annotation, molecular function: diacylglycerol O-acyltransferase activity. The record is from RefSeq and is a predicted model, not a curated record. NCBI's taxonomy places the organism in Eukaryota, Fungi, Mucoromycota, Mucoromycetes, Mucorales, Mucoraceae.